This is a messenger RNA of Colletotrichum higginsianum IMI 349063, 3615 nucleotides long. Its product is annotated as Filamentation protein. Bases 1 to 3615 code for a protein of 1204 amino acids. The record is from RefSeq and is a predicted model, not a curated record. Gene Ontology annotation, molecular function: protein binding. NCBI's taxonomy places the organism in Eukaryota, Fungi, Ascomycota, Sordariomycetes, Glomerellales, Glomerellaceae. The transcript is spliced from 4 exons.
AUGGCUCCCGACCCCAACAAGGCCGCCCACUACAUCAAGGCCCUCGACGAUGCGAGAUGCGAGGGCAAUUGGAGCGCCGUCCCCGAGUUUGUCCGCAAAAUCAGGAAACAUGCGCCCGAUCGAACAUGUCUGACCCUGGCCGCCGAAACGGAAUGCGCCAUCGCCAAAGCCACCGACCCCUCAGGUGCCGGUCGACCCUCGACUGCCGUCUCCGCCAAGGACCUCGAUGCCGCGAAUGUGCAGUCCAAGUUGCAGGCCGCCAUAGAAGGAGAGACAAGGUUCCCGGAGGACAGGUUCCAGGCUCAGGUCUGCGCCGGCUUGCUUCAUUGGGUGGCCGAGGAGUUCGAUCAGGCCGUCGCUAGGUUGCCUCGGGACAUCGAAGGGGAACUUGCGCAACUCGGUACGGCCGACAAGGUGUCGGAAUGGACCAACAUCAGCGCUCUGAAGGCCUCUUUCAUCAAGGCGGACUGUCUGGCACGCAAUAAUGAGACGGCUGAGGCGCUCUCCGUGUUCGACUCUGCAUUGCCCUCGGUCUCCACAGCCUGGACUGCUCGCAGCGCCCACAGGCAGUUCAAGGUCUGGUCCGAACUCUUCCUCACAGAGUACUGUGUGCUUCAUAGCGAAGCGCUUCGAUCGAACGAGCGAUCACUCGCCGAUCACAACUCUCUUGCCUGCUUCCGUUCCUGGGCUAGGUACUGGGAAUCCAUGUCAGGGCCGGUCACGGGAGGGUAUGGAUAUAGGGGCUCUGUGCCAAGACGACAGGUCUGGCUGGAGUACUAUCUGGCCUUGACGACGAUCCUUGAACUAGACAUACCAUUCCCCACGGGCUUCCUCGGCAAGGUCACCAACGCGGCCUCUACGAGAAGUCAACUCAGAAUCGAGCUUAAGAAAACGGAGGCUGCAUACGAGACUCUUCUCAUCAGCGAAACUAGUUUCCCGCGAGCCGAGGACACGCGAGAGGAGGUCGAGUCUUUCGUCAAGGCUGUCGUGAAGAACUGGUCCAUUCUCUGUGGCCGCGGAUGGAAAGAACAGGAUCUUGGCCAGGGAGGCCGUGAGAGUCUGAGCAGAGGCGUCUUGGACACCCUUUACGCCGCGGCGACGAAGACGUAUCAUUCUACAGCUAUCCUCCGCUGUCUCUUCACCGUCCAUCUGGCCGUGGCAGAGUUCGACCUGGCCUUCAAGGCGUUCGACUCAUAUCUCGACCUCAUCAGGCACGGCAAGGCCAGGGUCGACAAGACGGGCCAUCUGGAAGCGAGCCUUGACGACGACGGCACUGUUCUCGAGACGAUGUCGCAGUGCAUCCUCGCGCUGUGUCGCUACGGCGGCCCUGGAGCCAUCGAAAAGGCCCGGGUCAUCGGAAACGAGCUGGAGGAUUGGUUGGCGAGACUGCCGCAGUUGAGAAACGGCAUUGAAAACGAAAACACGGUGCCGGAGGAGGACGACGCGACUGCUCUCCACCCUCAAAUCCGUCCUCAUCUGAUUGCCCUGUCUUGGCAGGCAAUCGGCCUCUCUCAGGCUCACUGGUCGAGAAGCACGUACGAUGCGGCGUCACGAACUGAGAUCCAAACCAAGGCGAUCAGAUGCCUGAGGAAAUCCCUGUCCCAGGAGUUGGGCCGCACUCGCGAUGUCCGCAGUCUGUUUGCGCUCGGUCUGCUCCUCGCUGAGCGACGAGACUUGACCCCGGCGAUCGAGAUCGUCAAAACGGCGCUGAUUUCUAACAAGUCGGCAGACGACGAACAAGAUCUCUUCCACGGCCCGUACUGGCAGGAACGCUCCUUGAUCCCAUUGUGGCACCUGCUGGCUCUGUUACUGAGCGCGAGGCAGGACUACAACAUGGCGGCCAAGGCUUGCGAGGGCGGCUUCGAGCAGUUCGGUGACCCCUCUGUUCUGUUCGGAAGACAGGAUCUCCACUUCAAGAGCGAACACCUCAACGAGGUGGAAGCUCAGGAUGAGAAGACCGCCAACGAGCGUAGGGGCGUCGUGGAUGAUAUGGACGACACCGAAAGGGAGAGCGUUCUCGAAGUGAAGAUGACCCAACUCGCACUUCUUGAGCUACUUGAAGGGCCAGAUGUUGCUGUCAAUGCAUGCCCCGAGCUGAUGUCGCUUUUCAUGCGGCUGUUCGGCAACCUCGAAACCAAGCCAACCAUGCAGCCAUCGAGGACGGCCGACACCAUGGUGCCGAAGAGCUCAGCUGGCACGCUGAGAAGCCUAAAGGGGAGCUUUUUCGGAUCUACGCGGACGCGGCAAGCCAGUAUGACGGAAAGCGAAAAGACGACCACCCCAUCACGGCCUCAAACCAGCGCGACCAGCAAUGCACCAACAAUACAAGUCACUCAAGAAAGCGAAUCACCCACGGAGAAGAGGCACCGGCGGCUUUCUAGCGUGACGCGCCGGGCCCGGAGCGAAUCGGGCAAGAGACACAGCCUGCGUAAGCGGGACAGCAGCGGCGGCCGCAAGAGAACGGCCAGUGCCAGUAGCGCUGGCACAAACCCCAAUGGACCAACUGUCGUCGAUGGUGAGGUGUUCUUCACUCCCGCGGACGAACUGCAGCAGUCCGAAUUCUUCCCUCUCUCGGGCAAUCGCCAAGCCUCAACAGCAUCUUCUAUUUCCCGGGGCCGCUCCCUCCAUCACUUAGAGUCGUACGCAUCCCAGAAGUCGAGAUCAACGAAUUUCUCGGAAAUCUCUGCGAGCGGCACUUACACCAUCUCUAACCCAUUGCCCUUGAUCCACUUCCCAUUGGAUACGGAGCGGAGACAAAGGGCAGUUCUUCUAAUCAAGGUGUGGUUGAUGAUUGCGGGAUUCUACCGACGUGCCAACAUGUUUGAGGACGCAAAGGGCGCCAUCUCGGAGGCGCAGAAGCUCGUGGGAAUGCUUGAGGCCGAGGUCGCAAAGGAUCCCACUGGCUCCUUGUCCAUGCGAGGCAACAACUGGGCGGAAAGGAAGGGUGUCGACGAACUGUUAGGAGAUGUGUGGGCUGAGCUCGGCAACCUAUCUGUGGCUAAAGGGUCACCGUACUUGGCCCGGUCAGACUUUGAGAUGGCUCUGACCCAUUUCCCCGACCACCCGGCAGCGACCAUCGGAUUGUCCGACAUCCUGCUCGACAUCUACAGCGAGAAGAUUCUCCCGCCCCCGGCGAUCCCCCUUCUUAGCGUACCUGAGAACGUUUCCAGUGUUUCCCUGCCGCCCCCAGGCCUACCCAAGACAGCGGCUUCUCAGCGCGGCCUUCCGUCGGAGCCCCUCGGCCUCGGCUCCAGCGCCUCAGGUUUGGGAUCCAUCAAGACCAAUGCCCAGCAAUCCGCCACCACCGCGUCGUCGGUCCAAUCGCCGGACAGAUCGGAGUCCGGCGAGAAAUUGCCAGCCCCGUACAAAGCAACUUCGGUCCCCAAGAUUGACCGCCUCGCUGCUCGAGACCGCGCCUACGGUCUGUUGUCGUCGCUGACAAAGCUCGGCAGCUCAUGGAAUAACGCAGAGGCCUGGUUCGCCCUGGCCCGGGCUCACGAGGAGAGUGGCCAGGUCGACAAGGCGAAAGAGGUGCUUUGGUGGUGCGUGGAGCUCGAAGAGGGCACUGGAGUGAGGGGGUGGCAGUGUCUUGGAAGUGGUGGCUACGUGCUUUGA